UGAACAUCGCAGGAAUAAGCUUUGUAUUUCCUUUUAUGAUUCUCCCAAAAGAAUGCAUUUUCGUCUCUCCAGAUCCCCCUCCCUCCCUAUUUACUUAUGAAAAUGUUCUAGUGCUACUAUUACUUUAGAAGGCAUCCUCCCAAAUUUGAGGAAACAGCUUAAAAAAGGCCUAAGUUAUGAGAAAUGAACAAGUCAUUGAGGACGAUCCUUCGGCUAAACUUUAUCCAAUGUGAUUAAAUAACGGGGCUCCUUUCUACGGCCAUCGGAUCCCUUCUCUUCGGUUACAUUAUCGGCGGACAGACAAUCCAUGACCUUUGAGGUACAUUGCCCAAAGGAAAAGAAGAAUCGCUGGAGAAUUAUCAAGACUUUCACGGUAAAAGCGUAUGCACACCCUUCUUUGUGCCCAGUCAAUACAUUUAUUACCUAUUGUCUAUUGCGUUCUGCUCAAUCCGUCGACACAUUAUUUAUCAAUAUUCAAGUUUUUAAAGUUUUUAUUCCUCGCAAGACUAUCUCAAAAUGGGUACACAGGCUCAUCAGCCUCUCGGCUUCGGAAAAAAGGAAUCACUCUGCGCUCAAUUGCUUCCUCUUUGGCCUUACAAGCACAAAUCUCAAAAGAAGAUAUAAUUACUAUGAGCAAUUGAUCUUCUUCCCUUACUUUUGAGAAUCACUACAGGGGAGAUCAUCUGACUAGAUUUGAUUUUACCAAUGCUUUGAUUUCUGUAGGUCCUAAACUUGGUGAUAAUAAUGACAAUGAUGUAUUCUAUGAUGCUCUCUAAUAGCAAAUCAUAUUUCUUAUAUGUGUAUUCUUAUGUCUAAAUAUUCAAGAAACCCUCCCCCCUCCCAUUUGAAAUUUUGCUUUUUUUUUACUUGACGCAUUUUCACUAAAUUCUACAGCAAUAGUAAUAAGAACGAGUAUAUAAAAAGAA
Gilbertella persicaria is the source of this 926-nucleotide messenger RNA. RefSeq lists its product as uncharacterized. Lineage: Eukaryota; Fungi; Mucoromycota; Mucoromycetes; Mucorales; Choanephoraceae. The coding region runs from base 308 to 661 and encodes 117 amino acids. The record is from RefSeq and is a predicted model, not a curated record. The transcript has a single exon.